Molecule: messenger RNA, 2786 nt
Organism: Nymphaea colorata (pocket water lily)
Lineage: Eukaryota; Viridiplantae; Streptophyta; Magnoliopsida; Nymphaeales; Nymphaeaceae
Product: pentatricopeptide repeat-containing protein At2g20540-like
Exons: 1
Coding region: 265-2025 (586 amino acids)
Biological process (GO): RNA modification
Molecular function (GO): protein binding; RNA binding
Source: RefSeq, a predicted model, not a curated record
CAAAUAUGUUUUGGAUCUUUUUCAUCGGAUCUGAUAAUAAUGAGUCGUUUCUGCAUUGAGAUUCAGAUUUCAUUAUAGUUGAUCGGGUUUUAUGAGUUGGGAUCUGAUUCGGACCCACUAAUCGCAUUUUGGUUUUGGUUCGGAAGCAGUGGAAAUCCACUAAUGUCUGAUCCGUUAUUACGAGGUUUUCUGGAUAUCGUUCAUGACGAGAUGGACGGCAGAUAGGGCAAGGGGUCCACUGGCUUGUUUGGUCCCACUCUUUGAAUGACGUUGAUUUGCCGCGAAUUAUUGUUCAAAAAAAUUCACGCCCAACGCCCGUUGAGCCGCACCGACGGACUUUUUGCUGCGAUGCGUUGCUCGAUUCUUCCGGCCGGGGCCGCCAUCUUCUGCAGGUCGGGGAGCAAGGAGCCGCUCUUUGGGAGACAUCCCUUCCGCCGCUUGUGCGGCGGAAGUUUGGGAGAAUCCGACCUCUACAGCCGUCUUCUGCUGGCGCUUACCCAUGUGGGGUCCUAUUGGGAGGUGAAGCGCAUCCAUGGCCGCAUGGUUACCGGUAAUUUCAUGUCCAAAUCCGUCCUUGUUUGCCGGCUUAUCGACCGUUGCUUUGUGUUCGGCGAGAAUGGUGACGCAGACAAACUGUUUGAACAAUUGUGGAGGCGGAGCCUUUACUGUUACAAUUAUAUGAUGAAGGGCUACAUGGAUAGGAAAAUGUACGCAGAGUGUUUCAGGUUGUGCCAGAAGAUGGUCUCUGAGGGAAUUCUUCUUGAUGCACAUUGCUCGAGUUUGGUGCUAACGGCAUGUGUCAGUUUGAAAGAUAUCGGACAAGGGGAAGCCAUUCACGGCCAUGUCCUACAGCGGGGAUUUGUAUCUGAUUGUUUUUUGGUCACCGCACUUGUUGACUUGUACUCCAAAUGUGGCCAGGUUGGGGAUGCCCGCUUACUGUUUGACGAAAUGCCUCUGAGAGAUGUGUUUAUGUGGACUGUGAUGAUUGAUGGGUACCUGGCUAAUGGGAUGUAUAAAGAGGCUUUGGCAUUGCUCUCAGGAAUGGAAGCUGAAGGCAUAGAUGCGAACGUUGUUACUUGGAACAUUUUGAUUGGUGGAUUCAUUAGAGGGGGACUCAUCCUGGAUGCGACUCACCACUUUAGGCAGAUGCAAACGGCUGGGAUCAUACCUGAUAAAGUAAGCAUGUGCUUAGUUUUAUCUGGAUGUGCUCACUCUGCAAUGUUGAAAUUAGGCAGGGAAUCACAUGCUUUUGUGCUCAGAAAGGGACUCAAGGUUGAUCAGUUUCUUGCUUCUGCUCUAGUUGACAUGUAUGCAAAAUGUGGAAACCUAGAUUUGGCUUACUACUUGUUUGAUCAAGCUGAGGUGAAAGAUGUGGGUUUAUGGAAUGCAAUUCUUGCAGGUUAUGGAGCCCAUGGGAAGUGCAAGGAAGCUCUGGAACUGUUUAGUCGAAUGCAAGAUUCUAAGAUUAGACCAAAUCAGAUUACAUUCGCUUCUCUCAUCUCUGCUUGUAGCCAUGCAGGGAUGGUGAAUGAAGGCUGCAAAUGCUUCAAUAUCAUGAUUCAUAAUUAUAAAAUCGUUCCACGUAUGGUACAUUAUGUUUGUAUGGUAGAUAUGCUUGGGAGAGCCGGCCAUUUAGAAGAAGCUCAUCAGUUUAUCAAUGACAUGCCUGUUGAGCCAAGUAAAGACGUAUGGGGAGCUUUGCUUGGUGCUUGCAGGGUACAUCAGAAUGUUGAGCUUGCGAAGGUUGUUGCCCAUCAAAUUUUUUCGUGUGAAGAUGUAGAUGAUGCUGGAUAUCAUGUUAUGAUGUCAAAUAUUUAUGCAGAAACUGGCAAGUGGGAAGAGAUGGGCAAGCUUAGAACACAGAUAAGGGAUGAAAGAUUGAGGAAGAAAACAGGUUACAGUUCAAUUGAACUUGAGAAUCGUAUUCAUACUUUCUACAUGGGAGAUACAACACACCUGAAGUCAGACCAGAUUUAUGCUGUCUUGCGGGUUUUGGAGACUAUAUAUUCACUCGAUACAUUUUGAUCUUCAAAAUCUGAUACCUAAGUGACGAUUCAGGUUCUGGUGUUGUAUCCAGUUGCCCUUGACUUGGAUCACUUUGAAUUGUUAAGGAGCCUAUUGGCGCUCAACAGCACCAUGAGGUGCUGGUCACGGUUUUAAGGUGCUCAGGCUCGUGCGAAGCUUCAAAUUACCUGGAAAGUCACCGUAAUCAGUAGCUGCAUGCAGACAUGAACCAUCUUGAUGCUGAAGAGCUAUUGAAACGGACAAAUUUGAGCUUAUUCGGUCCAGCCCAUGCUGUUGACUUGGCUAUGCAUAAGUAUCUGCAGCUGUAGUUAGCCGAGUUUUCAGACAGUCGUUGCUUGGGAUGGCCUGCCAUGAUCAUAAUCUAACACUCCCACAUUUACAAGCACCUGUAGAAGCCUGCAGGAUGCAGGCAAAACGUGAACCCAAAUGUAAAGCAUCAUUUUUGCUCCAAAUGAAGAGAAGCGAAGGAGGCAUUGUCCUUCGUUUUUUCAUUUCGCUCUCUCUCUGUUCGGUAACUAUGAACACGUUUCCAUGUGAUCUUAUAUUCGUGCGCCUGAAAUUCAUUUAGUUGCGAAAACUAUGCUAAAAUGGUUUGUUUUGCACAUGAUUAUCCAUGGAAAAGCUAAGGAUUUUCUUGCAACUGUGGACAAAAUAAGUGGACGAUAAAUGGGAGCUUUUCUGAUUCUCGGAUCUGCUAGACACCAGAAUUGUGAACCCAAAGGCUAAUGCCUCCUUCAGUUGUCCCCCUGUAAAUUCUGUGU